AAAUCAGUGGAAUGGAAAACAAAUGCUGUGGUCAUCCUAUGCUGUGUUCAUUGUCAGCAAUGUAUACAUUCCUGCUAGGAGCCAUAUUCAUUGCUUUAAGCUCAAGUCGAAUCCUACUGGUGAAAUACUCAGCCAAUGAAGAGAACAAAUAUGAUUAUCUUCCAACUACUGUGAAUGUUUGCUCAGAACUGGUAAAGCUGGUUUUCUGUAUGCUUGUGUCAUUCUGGGUCAUAAAGAAAGAUCAUCAAAGUAGAAAUUUGAGAUGGACUUCCUGGAAGGACUUCUCCAAUUUCAUGAAGUGGUCCAUUCCUGCCUUUCUUUAUUUCCUGGAUAACUUAAUUGUCUUCUAUGUCCUAUCCUAUCUUCAGCCUGCCAUGGCUGUUAUCUUCUCAAAUUUUAGCAUUAUAACAACAGCUCUUCUAUUCAGGAUAGUGCUGAAGCAGCACCUAAACUGGAUACAGUGGGCUUCCCUCUUGAUUCUGUUUUUGUCUAUUGUGGCCCUGACUGCUGGAACCAAAACAUCACAGCAGAACUUGGCAGGACAUGGAUUUCAUCAUGAUGUCUUCUUCCGCCCAUCUAAUUCCUGUCUGCUUUUCAAACAUGAGCACCUGAGAAAAGACAAUGGCACAGCAAAGGAAUGGACUUUUCCUGAAGCUAAGUGGAACACUACAGCCAACGUGUUUAAUCACUUCCGUCUUGGUUUAGGCCAUAUUCUUAUUAUAGUCCAGUGUUUCAUUUCUUCAAUGGCCAACAUCUAUAAUGAAAAGAUACUGAAGCAAGGGGACCAGCUCACUGAAAGCAUCUUCAUACAGAACAGCAAACUCUAUUUCUUUGGCAUUCUUUUUAACGCACUCACCUUGGCCCUUCAGAGGAGUAACCAUGAUCAGAUUAAGAAUUGUGGGUUUUUUUAUGGCCACAAUGCAUUUUCAGUAGCCCUUAUUUUUGUCACUGCAUUUCAGGGUCUCUCAGUGGCUUUCAUCCUAAAGUUCCUGGAUAACAUGUUCCAUGUUUUAAUGGCCCAGAUAACCACUGUCAUUAUAACAACAGUAUCUGUCCUGGUGUUUGACUUCAGGCCCUCCCUGGAGUUUUUCUUGGAAGCCCCAUCAGUCCUUCUCUCAAUAUUUAUUUAUAAGGCCAGCAAGUCUCAAGGUCUAGAAUAUGUACCAAGGCAAGACAGGAUCCGAAAUCUGAGUGCCAGUCUUUGGGAGCGCUCCAGUGGGGAUGGAGAAGAACUGGAAAGACUUACCAAACCCAAGAGUGAUAAUGAGUCAGAUGAAGAGACUUUCUAAUUGGUACUCAUAUAAUUGGCAGCUCUCACAAACCUAAUUUUUAUGUUUGUAAUAUUUAUCUUUUCAUGGUGAUAAGCUAAGAAUGUUUC
This is a messenger RNA of Orycteropus afer afer, 1378 nucleotides long. Lineage: Eukaryota; Metazoa; Chordata; Mammalia; Tubulidentata; Orycteropodidae. The record is from RefSeq and is a predicted model, not a curated record.